Cryptosporidium ubiquitum is the source of this 456-nucleotide messenger RNA. RefSeq lists its product as uncharacterized. The transcript is spliced from 2 exons. The record is from RefSeq and is a predicted model, not a curated record. Gene Ontology annotation, molecular function: DNA-directed RNA polymerase activity; protein dimerization activity. Bases 1 to 456 code for a protein of 151 amino acids. Gene Ontology annotation, cellular component: RNA polymerase I complex; RNA polymerase III complex. NCBI's taxonomy places the organism in Eukaryota, Apicomplexa, Conoidasida, Eucoccidiorida, Cryptosporidiidae. Gene Ontology annotation, biological process: DNA-templated transcription.
AUGGAAGAUGUUAAUAUGAAGGAUGAAAUUGAACAUGGGAACAUUACAAAUAACUUGGCUUCAAAAAAUGAAAUGUUAAGCAAUCUUGAAGGCCCAAAUUUGACAUUCCAAAUACACGAAGAAGAUCAUACAUUAGGUAAUGCAUUACGUCACCUGGCAAUGUUGAAUCCAAAUACAACAUUCGCAGGCUAUGCAAUUCCUCAUCCAUCUAUUUCCACCAUGAACUUAAGGAUAGAAACUUUAUCGAAUGUUGAGGUUGACAAUAAGAACUGUUUUCUGGACUUAAAAACAGUACCCAACUCAAGUUUAGAUAGAAAAAAUAAUACAAAGAAGAAAAAUGAUAAAGUAGGGGCUACACAAGUUCUCCUGAAGGCAUGCGAUGAUCUAAAUUCUAUAUGUAAUAAAAUUGAAGAUAAAUUUGAUAAGGCAGUACAAAUUUAUCUCUCAAGUAAUUAA